AAGAAGAAGAAAAAGAGGAGGAAGAAGCGUUAGUUUACUUUUCAAAUAAACCUCUUCUUUUCUCAGCACUGUAAACGGUUUCUCACAGGACGCUCCUGUGAGAAACCGUUUACAAUCUUGAGAAAGGAAGAGGUUGUUUUGAAAAGUAAGAGCGUAGGGGGCGUAGCUUCAGUUCGCCGACGAGCGUCAUGAGACGAGCGUCAUGAGACAGGUGUCGACUCUCAGAGUGUGACAGCUGCUUCAUCUCUCUGCCUUCCUGCGGUGACAGCAGCCUUUCCUCUCCGUUCCCGGUCGGCGGACUCUGGCGUCGCUCCGCUCCAUCUUCCCGUGGACUCAUGGAGGAACGUUCGGAGCCUCUGCCCACGCUCAGCCCGGCCGUGCCCCUCUACGUGACUCAGGGCCUGACGGUGGUCUACACGGUCUUUUACUCGCUGCUCUUCAUCUUCAUCUACACCCAGCUGUGGCUCGUCCUGCGUUACCGACACAAGCGCUUCAGCUACCAGACCGUGUUCCUGUUCUUGUGCCUGCUGUGGUCGGCCCUCCGAACCCUGCUCUUCUCCUUCUACUUCAACAACUUUGCUACGGCCAACACUUUGGGUCCCUUUGCCUUCUGGCUGCUGUACUGUUUGCCGGUGUGUCUGCAGUUCUUCAGCCUGUGUCUGCUCAACCUUUACUUCACUCAGGUUGUUUUCAAGGCAAAGUCCAAAUAUGCACCAGAACUUCUGAGAUACAGGCUACCGCUGUACCUGCUCUUCCUGUUCGUCAGCCUGCUGUUUUUGGUGGUGAACCUUGUUUGCGCCCUGCUAGUGAGGAUGACUGCAGCGCAAGUCCACACCGUGGUGUUGGUGAGGGUGACCAUCAACGACACGCUGUUUGUCCUGUGUGCCAUCUCACUCUCCUUUUGUCUGUACAAGAUCGCCAAGAUGUCACUGGCCAAUAUCUACCUGGAGUCAAAGGGGACGUCUGUGUGCCAGGCGAUGCUGAUCGGCGUCACGGUCAUCGUCCUGUACACUACCAGAGCCUGUUACAACCUGGUGGUCCUGGCGCUGUCCAACAAGAGAAUCAGCUCCUUUGACUACGACUGGUACAACGUGUCAGAUCAGGCAGAUUUGCAGUCCACUCUGGGUGACACUGGAUACGUAGUCUUUGGGGUGAUCCUGUUUGUGUGGGAGCUGCUUCCGACGUCUCUGGUGGUUUUCUUCUUCAGAGUGCGGCAGCCAAUCCAUGACCAGGGGCUUCCGGGUUACAUAUUUUCUUCUCGGGCUUAUUUCUUCGACAACCCACGGCGUUAUGACAGCGAUGACAACCUGGCUUGGACCAUAAUCCCUCAGAACAUCCAAGCGAGUUUGCCAGUUGACAGUUAUGAGUGGGAGGUCCAACGCAGCAACACAUGCCUUCUCCCACCUCCUCUGGAGGAGCUCAGCUAUACCGCUGAAGCUCACAAUGGCUCCUGCUGACCUGCGGACUUUUUAUUUACUUAUUCUUCUUGUUGAACCGAGGCACAUAGGAAUGAAAGUUGCUCAGAUAAAAAUUAAUUUUGCCAGUAUGUGACGGCCCACACACGGGACGUUAAUUUGCACACAGCUAAUUUUGACUGCUCUUAAGCAAUUUUAAUUGUAUUCUUUUUACUGUAUAUUGUGUAAUAUAUUUCACAGCCCUUGUAAUAUGUACUGUAUUUUUGUGUUUAUGGACAUACUUUUUCAUACAAAUGUUUGUAUAUAUGAGAUAAAAAGUUUUGUUGUGAAAAAUGUAGUUCAUUUUCUCAGCACAGAGGGGC
This is a messenger RNA of Thalassophryne amazonica, 1777 nucleotides long. RefSeq names its product G protein-coupled receptor 137Ba (gene gpr137ba). The record is from RefSeq and is a predicted model, not a curated record. The transcript is spliced from 7 exons. Gene Ontology annotation, biological process: negative regulation of bone resorption; regulation of autophagy; positive regulation of TORC1 signaling. Bases 336 to 1457 code for a protein of 373 amino acids. Gene Ontology annotation, cellular component: lysosomal membrane. NCBI's taxonomy places the organism in Eukaryota, Metazoa, Chordata, Actinopteri, Batrachoidiformes, Batrachoididae.